GACAAAGUAGUCGUUAAUUCAUGAACUUCACAAUCUAUCUACAUUUUAGCAUGCCAGCUGGCUCCUCUUUGCUAUACUCAUUAUAAGAGGCGUUAUUUCCCAAGUCAUUCCAUCAACAAAUUACAUUCAAUUUGUGUUCAUUUUAAUCUAAAAUGGAAGUAGAAAUUGAUCUUUUCUCAGUUUUUUCUUCUGCAGAUGGAUGCAACAUGGGAAUGCUGAUGCUAGCUUGCCUGGUUAUUUCCUGGAUCUUCAUCUACAGAUGGAACCAAAGGAACAAAAAAGGCCCGAAAGCAUGGCCACUCAUUGGAGCAGCGAUCGAACAAUUAAUGAACUAUGAUAGAAUGCACGAUUGGCUUGUCAAAUACCUGUCCGAAUCAAAAACCGUGGUAGUUCCAAUGCCAUUCACAACUUAUACAUAUAUUGCCGAUCCUGCUAAUGUUGAACAUGUCUUGAAGACCAACUUUGCCAAUUACCCCAAGGGUGAAACAUAUCAUUCCUAUAUGGAAGUGCUGCUUGGAGAUGGGAUUUUCAAUGUAGAUGGUGAGCUAUGGAAGAAGCAAAGGAAGACAGCUAGCUUUGAGUUUGCAUCCAAGAAUUUGAGGGAUUUCAGCACUGUUGUCUUCAGGGAAUAUAGUCUAAAGCUCCAUUCUAUUCUGAGUGAAGCUUCUUUCCACAACCAAGAAGUGGAUAUGCAGGACUUGUUGAUGAGGAUGACUUUAGACUCCAUUUGCAAGGUGGGGUUUGGUGUAGAAAUUGGAACUCUGGCUCCCAAUUUACCAGAUAACCGCUUUGCUCAGGCAUUUGAUACAGCAAACAUCAUUGUGACACUUCGUUUCAUUGACCCACUGUGGAAAUUGAAAAAAUUUCUCAAUGUGGGCUCCGAAGCUCUACUUGGCAAGAGCAUUAAAGUCAUUGAUGAGUUCACAUACAAUGUCAUAAGGAGAAGAAAAGCAGAGAUAAAAGAAACUCGGGAAUCUUGCAAAACUAUCAAGAAAAAUCAGAUAAAGCAUGACAUAUUGUCAAGAUUUAUUGAGCUAAGUGAAGACCCGGAAGGAAAAUUGACUGACAAAAGUCUUAGAGAUGUUGUCCUGAAUUUUGUGAUCGCUGGCCGUGACACAACAGCCACAACUCUGACAUGGGCCAUAUACAUGAUAAUGAGCCAUGAUCAUGUAGCUGAAAAGCUUUUCUCAGAGCUUAAAGCUUUUGAAGAAGGACAAGCAAGAGAGGAGAAGAUCUCAUUGCUACCAUAUGACUUGGAAGACCCUGAAUCAUUCAAUCGAAGAGCGGCACAAUUUGCAGGUCUCUUGAAUUAUGAUUCACUAGGGAGAUUGUAUUAUCUGCAUGCGGUGAUCACAGAGACACUCCGUUUAUAUCCAGCAGUUCCUCAGGACCCCAAGGGCAUUUUGGAGGAUGAUAUCUUGCCUGAUGGAACCAAAGUAAAAGCAGGAGGCAUGGUUACUUAUGUUCCAUACUCGAUGGGCCGGAUGGAGUAUAAUUGGGGCCCUGAUGCUGCUUCAUUCAGGCCCGAGAGAUGGCUCAAAGAGGGUUACUUCCAGAAUGCAUCUCCAUUCAAGUUCACUGCAUUCCAGGCUGGACCAAGAAUAUGCCUCGGGAAGGACUCUGCAUAUCUCCAAAUGAAGAUGGCAUUGGCCAUUUUCUGUAGAUUUUUCAAAUCCAGUUUGGUGCCAAACCAUCCAGUAAAGUACAGGAUGAUGACUAUUCUAUCAAUGGAACAAGGCUUGAAGCUCAAAAUAGCCAGACAAUAUUGAGGUGGCUUUAUUGGCUUUAUUGGCUAACUAUCAUAUGUCCAAAUGAUAAUAUGCAAAAAUUAUUUAUAUUUCACAAUCAAUCAACUCA
Molecule: messenger RNA, 1857 nt
Organism: Durio zibethinus
Lineage: Eukaryota; Viridiplantae; Streptophyta; Magnoliopsida; Malvales; Malvaceae
Gene: CYP704B1
Product: cytochrome P450, family 704, subfamily B, polypeptide 1
Molecular function (GO): heme binding; oxidoreductase activity, acting on paired donors, with incorporation or reduction of molecular oxygen; iron ion binding
Source: RefSeq, a predicted model, not a curated record